Molecule: messenger RNA, 1730 nt
Organism: Xenopus tropicalis (tropical clawed frog)
Lineage: Eukaryota; Metazoa; Chordata; Amphibia; Anura; Pipidae
Gene: xkr7
Product: X-linked Kx blood group related 7
Exons: 3
Coding region: 124-1611 (495 amino acids)
Molecular function (GO): transferase activity; ATP binding; nucleotide binding
Source: RefSeq, a predicted model, not a curated record
CAGCAUGCCCCGCCGCCCAUCUCCUAACGUAUUCCCCGCCCCCCAGGGAACUCCAUCUCCCAGCAUCCCCUGCCAGCCCCCCACCCUACAGUUCCUCCGCCCGCCCCGGAAGUGGCUCCUCCCAUGAUGGCGGCGCAGUCGGACGGGCCCCGGGGCCCCCGGUACUCUCUCCCGGACGGGCUGUGGCUUGUGGCGGCGCUGCUGGUCUUUCUCUCCGACGGGGCCUCCGACCUGGCUCUGGCGGCCGAUUACCUGCAGCGGCGGCGGGUCAGUUGCUUCUGGGCUACGGUCCUACUGGUCCUACUGCCCUCCCUCCUCACCCAGAGCCUCAGCCUCACCUGGGCCCUCACCGACCGCUGGGGCCCCCCCGCCCGCGGCCCCCCCCGCACCCCCUGCUGCCGCCUCUGCGCCUGGCUCCUACACGGCUCCGUGCAUCUGCUCCAGCUGGGGCAAGUCUGGAGGUACCUGCGCGCUUUGUACCUCGGCCUACAGAGUCGCUGGCAGAGCCAGAGCCGCCACUUCUACUGGCGCGUCAUGUUUGAGAAUGCGGAUAUCUGUAUGCUCCGCCUCCUGGAGACCUUCCUGAAGAGCGCCCCCCAGCUGGUACUGCAGCUGUGCAUCAUGGUACAGCAGGGCCACGUGGAGCCCCUACAGGGUAUUUCAGCCUCCGCCUCCCUCCUCUCCUUGGCUUGGAUGAUUGGUUCCUACCAGAAGGUACUGAGAGAUUCUCGCGAUGACAAGAUGCCCAUGUCCUACAAGGGGGCUGUGGUUCAGGUCCUGUGGCACCUCUUCACCAUUGCAGCCCGUGCGUUGGCCUUCUCGCUCUUCGCCUCAGUCUUCCACCUCUAUUUUGGCAUUUUCAUUGUGACUCACUGGUGUCUCAUGACCUUCUGGAUCAUCCAAGGAGAGACAGAUUUCUGCAUGUCCCGCUGGGAGGAGAUUAUCUACAACAUGGUGCUGGGCAUCAUCUAUAUAUUUUGCUGGUUCAAUGUGCGAGAGGGCCGGACCCGCUGUCGGAUGGCCACAUAUUACAUCAUUGCGCUGUCCGAGAACGCCGUUCUCACUGCCCUCUGGUACGUGCACCGCGGAGCUCUGCUAAGUGACUUCUAUGCUCUGCUGAUUGUGUGCUCAGUGGUCUGUAGCUUUGCUCUUGGAGUAUUCUUCAUGCUUAUUUAUUACAGCCUUUUGCACCCCAAUGGCCCUAUGUUUGGGCCCUCGACCAGCAGCUGCGUCAUUAGUGAGGUUCUGGGCACAGAAGUUCCGCGGGGUCUCCCCAUACAGGGCUCGGAGGGUCUCCCUUCCACUCUGCCUCGGACUACAGGGCAGGAGAGGGACUGCGCGCUCGGGGACCGAGACAACUGUCCUCCAGUCUUCCAGGUUCGGCCGAGUGUUCCGCCAACCCCUGCUACUCGGCUCCCGCGGGCGGCGGGACCUGUUAUACGUAUCGAUCUUCAGCGAAAGAAAUAUCCAGCUUGGGAUGCCCACUUCAUUGAUCGGAGACUGCGGAAAACCAUUCUGGCACUGGAGUACUCCUCCCCCGCCACUCCCCGAGUCCAGUAUCGCAGUGUAAGCCCCCCUAAGGAGUUUACUGAGUACGAGACCACGGUGUGACGCCACAAUCUGUUGGGUGGACUUCUAUUGACGCAUGAGAGACUCUUUGCACCCUGAAUGGCACCUGAGAGACACCUGUGAGCCUGAAUAGGGCAGACAACUCCAUGCGGGUGCUGGAA